Molecule: messenger RNA, 1821 nt
Organism: Salarias fasciatus (jewelled blenny)
Lineage: Eukaryota; Metazoa; Chordata; Actinopteri; Blenniiformes; Blenniidae
Gene: npy4r
Product: neuropeptide Y receptor Y4
Exons: 2
Coding region: 252-1598 (448 amino acids)
Biological process (GO): G protein-coupled receptor signaling pathway
Cellular component (GO): plasma membrane; neuron projection
Molecular function (GO): neuropeptide Y receptor activity; neuropeptide binding
Source: RefSeq, a predicted model, not a curated record
CAAAGGGCUCUAACAGCCCAAUUAUAGCUGUGCUCUGUGCUGCUGUCUCUUAUAGAAACGUUGUGGUUGUUAUGAUGUUCAGCUCAUUCUCCAACUCUCGUCUCUGUGGAUUUUACACCUGGUCAGAGCAACGUUUUCUGGAAUCUCUGUCACUGAAACUCUUCAUUCAUCCUCCUGCAAUAUUCGUGAUUGUAGUCGGCUGGAAUGGACAGUUUAACUCAACGGGCUGGUAAUGCUGAAGUCCUGAUGAGAUGUCCUUGAGUGACAACACGAGCCAGCCCUCUCUGCCAUCCUCACCUCUGCACUUCAACGGCUCCGCCUCUCUGCAUUACCUGCUGCGGGAGAAAGACAGAGCCGGCCACGACUCUUUUCAGGAGGGGCCGGGGAACAAUACGCAGCUCCUCUCAGACUACUCCGUGCUCAGCCAUGACGAGCAGUGUCACAUGUCUUCUGUACUUACGGCGUGCCUGGUCCUGUGGUACAGCGUUACGAUGGUACUGGGGCUGGUGGGGAAUAUUGGACUCAUUAGUAUCAUCACCCGUCGCAGGGAAAAAGUCAAUGUGACAAGUAUUUUCAUCUGCAACCUGUCUUUCUCUGACAUCCUGGUGUGUGUUUUUUGCCUCCCUUUCACGGUCAUAUACACACUAAUGGACCAUUGGGUGUUUGGGUCAUUAUUGUGCCGACUGGUGCCGUUCAUCCAGUGUGUGUCCGUGACUGUAUCCGUGCUAUCUCUUGUGUUCAUUGCUCUAGAAAGACAUCAGCUCAUCAUUAAUCCCUCUGGAUGGAAACCAAGCAUCCCUCAGGCCUACAUGGCAGUCGUUCUAAUAUGGAUUCUAGCAUUCUUCACCUCCUCACCUUUCUUGGCCUUUCAGCUGCUCACAAGUGAGCCCUAUACCAACGUAAUCCUGUCCCAGCCUCCCCAUCAUCAGCAAGUGUUUCCUCAGGCUUAUCUCAAUGCAUCACAGCCCCAACCGGUCCCCUAUACACACAAAAAUUCAUCUUCGCUUCCAAAUUCAUUCCGCUCUGUCUUUUCUUACACCCCAACUGCCACGCAUAUGGAGGCUUGUGUGGAGCACUGGCCGUCCCAUCAACACAGAGUGGCUUACACCACAUGGUUGCUCCUGUUCCAGUAUUGUGGUCCGCUGCUGCUGGUGCUGCUUUGUUAUGUUCGGGUUUUUGUGCGCCUACGACACCGUAAAGACAUGCUGGAUCGUGCCAGGACCCCCGAGAGCCAGCGCAUGACUCACAGCCGCCGAAUCAAUAUCAUGCUGAUUGCUCUCAUAACAGCCUUCGCGCUGUGCUGGCUUCCACUCACCAUCUUCAACGUGGUGUCUGACUGGCACCAGGAGGCUCUGCCUAUCUGCCACCACAACCUGCUGUUCUCCCUCUGUCACCUGCUGGCUAUGUCCUCAACCUGCAUCAACCCCAUUAUCUAUGGAUUCCUUAACUCCAACUUUCGGCAAGAAGUGAGAGAAAUACUCCUGCACUGUCGAUGUUUCGCAGAAGAAGAGGAGUGCGAGCAUUUCCCCAUGUCUACCAUGCACAUGGAAAUGUCCCGCACCUCUGUGCCUCUUCCCUGCAGGAGCAACUCUGUCUGACAUGGAUGAUACGAUCUAAAGGACACCGGUGGAUGUAAUCACAUACAAAAAAAAAAAAAGAAAAAAUGUACAGUUGUUGGACUUGCUUUUGCCGUUUCUUCAAUAUGUAAUGUCAGUGGAACAUUUUGACAGUGGUUUUACAUUAGCAAUUGGAAGUGUGUUGUACCAUGGUUUUAUCUUGUUCUGCAGUAAUCCUUAAAAAAUACAAGAGAUGUGUAAAUGA